CGACGUUUUGCUCAAGAACCCCCGACUACUCUACCACCAUGUCCGCCAAGAUUGUCAAGCCGGAGGGCCAGACCGCCGACGAGUUCGAGCUGCAGGUUGCUCAGGAGCUCACCAACCUCGAGCAGUCCGCUGCCGAGAUCAAGAACGACCUCAAGGACCUGUACAUCACCGCUGCCAAGCAGGUGGACAUCUCGUCCGGCCGCAAGGCGAUCGUCAUCUUCGUGCCCUUCCGUCUGCACGCUUCGUUCAAGAAGAUCCAGGCUCGCCUCGUGCGCGAGCUGGAGAAGAAGUUCUCGGGCCGUCACGUUGUGAUCAUCGCUCAGCGUACCAUCCUGGGCAAGGGCUACUCGCGUGCCAACCACGGCGCCGGACCCCGCCCUCGCUCGCGCACGCUCACCCACGUGCAGGAGCAGAUCCUUGAUGACCUCGUGUUCCCCACCGAGAUCGUCGGCAAGCGCACCCGCUGUCGCCUUGACGGCUCGAAGCUCCUUAAGGUGCAGCUGGACCCCAAGGACCAGGUCAACGUCGAGACCAAGCUUGACACCUUCGCCACUGUGUACAAGAAGCUGACCAACAAGGACGUUGUGUUCGAGUUCCCGGUGCUGGAGUAAGCUAGCGGUUGAGUGUGGGCUCUUUGUCUUGGAUGUUUCCUCUUUUCUAGGAGAUUAAUGAGCAGAGAGCUACCUCCCGCUAGGUAGUUUAUACAUGAGCAAGACGCCUUCCAAUGCCAUAGGCGAGUAAUUCGUGGAAUAACACUCAAUUCUGGCAGAAA
Messenger RNA from Phytophthora infestans T30-4, 772 nucleotides. Its product is annotated as 40S ribosomal protein S7. The transcript is spliced from 2 exons. The record is from RefSeq and is a predicted model, not a curated record. Gene Ontology annotation, biological process: translation; ribosomal small subunit biogenesis; rRNA processing. Gene Ontology annotation, molecular function: structural constituent of ribosome. NCBI's taxonomy places the organism in Eukaryota, Oomycota, Peronosporomycetes, Peronosporales, Peronosporaceae. Bases 39 to 611 code for a protein of 190 amino acids. Gene Ontology annotation, cellular component: cytosolic small ribosomal subunit; ribosome; small-subunit processome.